Molecule: messenger RNA, 6722 nt
Organism: Notothenia coriiceps (black rockcod)
Lineage: Eukaryota; Metazoa; Chordata; Actinopteri; Perciformes; Nototheniidae
Gene: tiam1b
Product: TIAM Rac1 associated GEF 1b
Exons: 27
Coding region: 274-5076 (1600 amino acids)
Biological process (GO): activation of GTPase activity; small GTPase-mediated signal transduction
Cellular component (GO): cytosol; plasma membrane
Molecular function (GO): protein binding; guanyl-nucleotide exchange factor activity
Source: RefSeq, a predicted model, not a curated record
CCCGCCCCUCUCAGCGAUGUGGAAACACACGCAUGGUCCGUGGACUGAGAGGCAGGCAGGCAGACCUUGGAGUUGCGACAGGAUACAGAGACAUGGGGAUGGACAAUACUGGCGUGUGAAACAUGAACAUUUCAAUGUCAGGACGGAAGCAGCCAGACGCCGACGGUGGCGGUGACAGCAGAGCUUACCAGCCGCUGAUCAAGCAAACUGUCUGAAGCUCCAGUGACAAACAAAAUGCCUAAAAAAUCAAUACGAUCCUGCAGCCUCUGAAUUAUGGGAAAUGUUGAGAGCCAGAACGGGGACCAUGCCCUCUACGGUAACGAACAUGGCUAUUUGUCACGUAAGCACAUGUCUCGAUCUCUUCGCAUCUCCAAUAAGCAGUCCAGACGCUCUCGGCAUGCUUCAUCAGGGAAAAUAGAGCACAGGAACUCUGAAACGAGUACACGCUCAAGUAGCACCCCCAGUAUCCCACAAUCCCUAGCUGACCAUGGCCUGGAGCCCUUCAAUGAGACGAAUAUCCUCCCAGACUUUGGAAGUCCAAUUUGGGUGGACCGCGUGGCAAUGAACCUUCGACCUGUGUCCUUUCACAACGACAUGACCAAUCCUUCGGUGCACAUGAAUACAAUGCACGUAACCCUUCCUGGCCCCACUGCAGAGGAGGUGCAGGACAAAGACGAGUACAUGGGCGAGGUAACGUACCUUCAGAAAACACGGGACGGCUCCAAUGAGACGGUAAGCUUCAAGAAGAAGAGGUCUAAGUCUGCAGACAUGUGGCGAGAAGACAGCCUGGAGUUUUCCCUCUCUGACCUCAGCCAGGAGCACCUGACCAGCACAGAGGAGAUAAUAGACCCAGCCAGCGAGAGGGACUUUACUGACUGCAAAGGACACCUGCAGUCCAGCCCCACAGACUCCGCUGACAGGGCCAACUCCCUGGAUGAGCUGUACAGCCAGAAGAGCUCCACUCGCAGGCAACCCCACGGCCGCUAUGCCAAGUGGCACGGCACCAACAGGGCCAUCAGGGAGGGCGAUGAUGAUAAGAUGAUCUCCCCAUCUGAGGAAGAAGGGAACACCUAUAGUGCAUACACCCUCCCCUGCAGGCGUUCCCACUGCCUUUCCGAAGGCCUCAGCAGCCACCAAGCUGCCAUGUGUGCCAGUAUGCAAGGCAGGAGAGCGCAGACUAUACAGGAUGUCACAGCCGGGGAGGGCAGCGAGUACGAGGACAGCGGCAUCGACGGGGUGACGGCGGAGGCAGAGCACCAGUCCAGACGCUACAAGACCAUGUCGGCCUCCUUCUCCAUGUGCUCGACGGCCGGCAGGAGCAUGUUCGCCGGCAGCGACAGCGGCAGCAGCAGCGGCGGCGGUGGCGGCGGGGCCAGUGAGUGUGUUCAGGGCGUGUACGAGAACUUUCGUCAAGAACUGGAGAUGAGCUCCUGCCAGACGGAGAGCUUGGAGGAGGCGGGGUCAGCCCUGAGUGACGAGCAGAGCACCAUGAGCUCCGCCUACCAGUCAGACGUGUUGCUCAGUGUUGCCCAGGGGAUGGUGCGCAAAGCUGGCAGGCUCGCCGUCAAGAACUUCCUCGUGCACAAGAAGAACAAGAAAGUAGAGUCAGCCACGAGGCGCAAGUGGAAGAGUUACUGGGUGUCUCUGAAAGGUUGCACUCUGUUCUUCUAUGAGACUGAUGGGCGGUCAGGCAUCGACAACAACAGUAUUCCUAAGCAUGCAAUCUGGGUGGAGAACAGUAUUGUCCAGGCGGUACCAGAGCAUCCCAAAAAGGACUUUGUGUUCUGUCUCAGCAACUCCCUGGGAGACGCUUUCCUGUUUCAGACGUGCAGCCAGACGGAGCUGGAGAACUGGAUCACAGCCAUCCACUCGGCGUGUGCCACUGCUGUCGCCCGGCAGCACCACAGAGAGGACACGGUGCGCCUGCUGCGCGCAGAAAUCAAGAAGCUCGAGCAGAAGAUAGACAUGGACGAGAAGAUGAAGAAGAUGGGUGACAUGCAGCUGUCUGCCGUUACUGACACCAAGAAGAGGAAGACCAUCCUGGAUCAGAUCUUCCUGUGGGAGCAGAACCUGGAGCAGUUUCACAUGGAUCUCUUCCGCUUCAGGUGCUACCUGGCCAGCCUGCAGGGCGGAGAGCUGCCCAACCCAAAACGCCUCCUUGCCGUUGCUUCUCGCCCCACCAAGCUGGCAAUGGGCCGGCUGGGAAUAUUCUCUGUCUCGUCCUUCCACGCACUGGUGGCGGCUCGCGCAGAGAACGGAGUGAGACGGAGGACGCAGGCCAUGUCUCGUUCCUGCAGCAAGCGCAAGAGCAGGUUCUCCUCCCUGUGGGGUCUGGACACCACCUCAAAGAAAAAAACUAAAGCCCAUCCAAGCAUCAACCAGCAGGUCUUUACUGAUGGCGAGGAGCCAGCGAAAAACUCUGUAGAUGGCGUAUAUGUCGAUCCUUCCAAGGAACACACAAAAAGUGAGGACGGAACAUCGCGCCUUCCGCGGCCGAGCACAGAAAGUGACAUCUGGGUCCCGGACCACCUCACCCCCUCCUGGGUGUGUCUGCCAAAUGACCAGCCUGUGCUGACCAUCAUCCAGCCAGGGGAGUCAGCACUGUGUGUUCUAGAAACCAUCUGCAAGGCUCACCACCUCGAUCCCACCAAGCAUUACUUGCGACUCAAGUUCCUGAUUGAAAACCAAGUGCAAUUCUACAUCCCCAAACCAGAAGAGGACGUGUGUGACUUGCUUUACAAAGAAAUUGAGCUCUGCUCCAAAAUUACGAAAGUAAUCCAGUUUGACAGAGAUGAAUCCUGCAUGAUUGGAUACGGUUUCUCCAUUUCAGUGGUGGAGGAGGAUGGAGUACAACAGCUCUACAUCACUGAUGUGAAGGCGGGAGGAUUGGCCUUCGCAAAAGGUCUUAAUGCAGGGGAUGAAAUACUGCAGCUGAAUGGAAAGGAAUCCCACAGUCUCAACUUCUCCGACAUGAAGGCAGCUUUCUCUCAGGCCUCGCUGGCUCUGACAGUAAACACCCUGCCUUCUGUGGAGCGCCGACAGCUCUGCUACCUGCCGCCGCGCCGCUCAGAUGCAGAGGAAGAUCUCUACACGGACAUCUUCUCCCAGAGUCAAGAGGAGAUCCUGGAUGAUGGGGUGGGUCUGUUGCUCGAGAGCUCAGGAGAUAGCCUGGACGACGACUCGGAGAUCUUCAGUGAUUUUGAGUGCAGAAAGAGUACGGAGCAGGUCGCCGCUUUCUGCCGCAGUCUCCAUGACAUGAAUCCCACGGAGUGUGUGUCCUCUUCGCCUAGCCCGGACUCGCCCUUCCCACCUCCUGCAACUCAGCGACAGCUCUCUGAUGCCGACAAACUCCGCAAAGUCAUCUGUGAACUCGUGGAGACCGAACGCACCUAUGUGAAAGAUCUCAAUUGCCUCAUUGGGAGAUAUUUAACCCCCCUGCAGAAAGAGACCUUCCUCACACAGGAUGAGCUGGAUGUUCUGUUUGGAAACUUGGCGGAAAUGGUGGAGUUUCAGGUUGAGUUUCUCAAGACCCUGGAAGACGGGACCAGACUGGUUCCAGAUCUAGAGAAGUUGGAGACAGUGGAUCAGUUUAAGAAAAUACUCUUCUCCCUGGGAGGCUCUUUCCUGUACUACGCAGACCGUUUUAAAAUAUACAGUGCUUUCUGCGCCAGCCACACCAAAGUCCCCAAGGUCCUCGUAAAGGCCAAAACCGAUACCGAUUUCAAGGCUUUCCUGGAAGAGCGCAACCCCAAGCAGCAGCACUCCUCCACCCUGGAAUCCUACCUGAUCAAACCCAUCCAGAGGGUGCUGAAGUAUCCCCUCCUGCUCAAGGAACUGUAUUCGCUCACAGACCCAGACAGCGAGGAGCACUACCACCUGGACGUUGCCAUGAAAGCCAUGAACAAAGUUGCCAGCCAUAUCAACGAGAUGCAAAAGAUCCAUGAGGAGUUUGGAGCUGUGUUCGAUCUGCUUAUCACUGAGCAGAGCGGUGAAAAGAAAGAGGUGGCUGAUCUGUCCAUGGGGGACCUGCUACUUCACACCAGUGUGACCUGGAUCAACCCCCCUGCCUCCUUAGGAAAAUGGAAGAAAGAGCCCCAGAUUGCUACGUUUGUGUUCAAAACAGGAGUGGUCUUUGUAUGCAAGGACGGGUCCAAGCAGAAAAAGAAAAUGGUCGGCUCCCAUCGGGUCUCUGCAUCUUCAGAAGAAAAAGACCCCUUCAGAUACCGCCACAUGAUCCCAACUGACGCCCUUCAAGUCAGAUCCUUGGCCAACGCAGAUGGGGAGGGCUCUUCCAUGUGUGAGAUUGUCCACACAAAGUCUGAGUCUGAGGGAAGGCCAGAGAGGACCUUUCAGCUGUGCUGUAGUUCUCCAGAGAGCAGAAAAGACUUCCUGAAGACAGUCCAUUCUAUCUUGAGGGAAAAGCACCGCCGGCAGCUCCUUAAGACAGAGAGUUUACCCCUCAACCAGCAGUAUGUGCCCUUUGGAGGAAAGCGCCUCUGUGCCCUGAAGGGAGCCCGGCCCGCCAUAAAUAGAGCAGCAUCUGCACCAACCAGGACCCUGGGCAGGAGGAAGUUAGUGCGCAAUCGUUUCACCAUAGACACUGACAUUGUUUUUGACGUUGAGCCAGACCAGGACAUUGCUUCAACGCAGGAGCCCGACGCAAAGCUGCUGCAGCAGGACAAAGACCCAGAGCAGCAGCAGCCCGAGUUAGCCGGAGACACAGAUCGUUGGGUGGAAGAACAGUUUGACCUAGAAAUAUACGAAGACCAGGAGGAUGUGAAGGAGACGGACAUCCUAAGUGAUGAGGAUGACGAGUUCAGCCAGUCAGCCAGAGCGCUGUCCACUAAGGCCAACCUGGAGGCCUCCAUCAUGGCGUUGUCCUUGGAGAGUGAAGAAACAGAGGAGAGCCUUAAGUCCCCAAUGGCCAGUGGGACGCCGGACGAUGUGAGGCUGUUCGACUCAGAGAAGCAGAGCGUAGUGAUCGAUGGUAACGUGGAGGAUCAAAAGCAAAUGGAGGACGAUGAGAUUUGGGUCAAAAGGCAGCAAUCCCGUUCGUCCCCAGACUGUGGCACAUAAGAGGACAGCUUUACAUUGGGCUCCAUAAAGAUCAGUCAUAUUCACAAACAAUGCAUGGGCAUUGACAUAUAUCAGCCAGUAGAAGAUAUAUACUUCUUUACCUUACUUGUGCUGAUAGCUUUUUGUAAAGGUUAGAGCAUCUGUGGAGCAAUAAAGGAAUCUAGAAUGAGGGAGCUUCAUCCCAAAUCAAAUGCUGUUACAUAGAAGUCAGGUGUAAGCUUUGAGAUAUGAACUAAUGGUACAAUCAUGGACUCAGAUCAGUGGCUUUGAUUGGCAUGGUUUGCACAUUUGGGCAGCAACCUAUAGUCCUGCCUGCUGUUGCCAAAUGUGGUUAUUGUGAGAACAUUGAUAUUUGUUUUGUCUAUGUGACUCCGAUAUUAUCAUAGUUAAGGGCUGUAUAUCAUUUGUCCUUAAAGACAUAGAAUAACUGAAAAGGACAGUCUCGUCUUGCAUAGUUUACUGUACUUGUAUACAUGAAUUUACACUGACAUGUUUUUGGAGCAUAUUUUAUGGUUUUGAUCUCUUGUUUUACAGUCUUAAGCUAUCUUUUUAGCCUGGAAAAUAUGUUGUUUUCCUGUUACAUUUAAUAUUGGGAUUAUGUAAAAGUAUCCAUUCACAGACACUAAGGGGAAUUUUAUUUAACAUAAUCCUGCUUUACUUGAAUUUGCUGUUUCAGCUUGCUGUCUUACUGUGAAACCAUUUUCUUGUAUUUUUUUCAGUAUUGCCAUUUAAAGAACGCUCUGUUACAUUUCAUGCUUAAAACGUACCUACACACUCAGGGGCGAAUUCACAAAAGGAAUACACAGCAUUUGUGGCUGCUAAACAAGCACAAAUAAAAUAAGAAUCACCCAAAACAUUUUAAAUGCCCCCCUCUUAACUGAGCUGCAGAGCGAAUAGCAUCUGUGUGCUAUUUGCACCAUUUUUAAUUGGGUAGUAUGCAUACAUUUAGCACCUCUCCAUGUAAAUGAGCCUCAUUGCAAAAACAGUCGCGAUUAAGACCCAAGUAGCCAAACAGUGAAAUAAUUGGUUUCUUCAAAGAGUGUUAACUGAAGCACAUCUAUAAAAAGGGAUGUCACGCAGAAUUUCCUGUGAUUAUGGCGUUUUCUGUUCCUGGCCAAAAGUCAUUGGGUAUACUUUGCCAGAUGGAUGAUUGCAUAAUUUUAAUAAAAGGCUAAACUUAAAGGCCGUGUUUGCGAUGUAAAGCAUUAGCGCAAUAUUCAAUGUGAUCUUGUGUCGAACCUUGAGAAGGUGCAGAUCGCAAGUGAUGAGCAACGAGAUGGUGCCAUCCACCACCACAAUCCCCUUUGUGAAUUUGUCCGUCUGUGUUGUAGGGAAUUUGCACGGUUAUUAGUUAUUUAGUUAUUUUAAACAGAUUGUCCACUGGUAAUUGAUCACAAAGCAAUGUUUUAUUUAUUUAUUCAUAUGUAAAUGAAUUUGUUGGAAAAAAUACUAUUUUUUUCACAAAGAAAGUCCAAAUUUGCUCAAGCAAUCAAGGUGAAAGACUUGCCGUAUGCCUGAACAGUGGAAGAGGACAUACUUGUAAACAACUCAUCGUGCUACUAAGACUGCAUUUUUAUUACUGUGUGUAUAUAGAAAAAUGUAUUGAUAUCAUAAUAAAUACAGUUGUUUCCUACUUAUAAUUCAAA